AUGGGUCGCAAGAACCAAGCCCCAGAGACAUCCUUCUCCCCUCCCCUCCCUCCCUCUCAUUACCUCGUCCACCUCGGCGCUCCUCAGGGUUCCAACAACUUUCUCUCUUUCGACACGGCUGGAGAAGAGAGAUUGGUAGAAGUCUCAAAGCUGUUGAGAAGAAACAAGGGGCUGAUCGUUAUGCGAGGCGACUUUGCAAUCAUCAAUCUCUUCCCUAUACAGCCUGAUGAGAAAACCUCAAGGCUUGUAGGCGAGAUUGUUCACAUCAUGGAUAGAUCAGAUAUCAAAGAAUGGAAGAAAGCCGGUGCUUGGCCGGAAGGGUUCGGGGAAGAGCCUGCACCUCCUCAAGAGGCCGAAGAGGCUGAAGAGGCUGAAGAGGAGGAAGAGGAGGAAGAGCAAGAAGGAAACGAAAGUGCAUAG
This is a messenger RNA of Cryptococcus wingfieldii CBS 7118, 420 nucleotides long. RefSeq lists its product as hypothetical. The transcript is spliced from 3 exons. Gene Ontology annotation, cellular component: nucleus. The record is from RefSeq and is a predicted model, not a curated record. The coding region runs from base 1 to 420 and encodes 139 amino acids. NCBI's taxonomy places the organism in Eukaryota, Fungi, Basidiomycota, Tremellomycetes, Tremellales, Cryptococcaceae.